AUGCUCGGUUUAGUGUGCAUUGCUAGAGAGUUUUUUCUUUUUCUUUGGAGGGUGCAUGUGAUCAGCACAGGGCGAUCAGCGCUGUCCAGAGAGAGGGAUUCAGGGGUCCUCCAGCCUCAUAGGAUGGUGAGAGGAGAAUGAAAACUCCUCCUACAAGGUUUAAUCAGUGCUCUGCUGGACACUGAUAGAAGUCACAUGACUGCUCUAACUGCUGAUGAGAAAAGGUAUUUAGCAGUUUACAAUUACGAAAUAAUUGCAUAUCCAUGUUUUGUUUACUGUGGGAGAUCAGAUAUAGUGAAUUCAGGGUCCUGGGGAGACCAGAUAUAG
Staurois parvus is the source of this 327-nucleotide messenger RNA. NCBI's taxonomy places the organism in Eukaryota, Metazoa, Chordata, Amphibia, Anura, Ranidae. The record is from the annotation of a GenBank genome assembly.